Annulohypoxylon maeteangense is the source of this 3078-nucleotide messenger RNA. RefSeq lists its product as uncharacterized. Gene Ontology annotation, molecular function: glycerol-3-phosphate O-acyltransferase activity; glycerone-phosphate O-acyltransferase activity. Gene Ontology annotation, biological process: phospholipid biosynthetic process. The coding region runs from base 409 to 2649 and encodes 746 amino acids. Gene Ontology annotation, cellular component: endoplasmic reticulum membrane. The transcript has a single exon. The record is from RefSeq and is a predicted model, not a curated record. Lineage: Eukaryota; Fungi; Ascomycota; Sordariomycetes; Xylariales; Hypoxylaceae.
GCUAGAUCUACAUAGACUACUACAUAGACUACACCUCAUCAUUCAUCAUUUCUUACCUGGGAUGACGCUCAUGUUUGCUCGCGUGCUAGAUCAUUGAUAACUAUCUCUCUUUAGCUUACUGACUAGGCCUCUUACUAAAUUCCUAACAAUCCCCUCUUCAAGCUUGACAGCUAGCUAUUUUAAACGCUUACGAUAUCCCUCUAUCUACAAUUCCAAUCCUUUGGAACGUGAUAAUCUCGCGAUCUGCGAAGAUUGCGCGAUAACUCCGUAGCACCUGUUAUUGAUCGAACGGAUGGACGGCUGUCGCAGCAAAUAAAUACGAGAACGUAGCCUAUGGAUUAGGCAUUAUCGCGAAAUCCUUUCUCCCACUUCUCACCUACUACACCAGACGUCCCCGAUUCCGCAAAGAUGGCUGACGGCCAGUCUACCGAGGAGCCACCUCCUUCUACCGUCGCAAAACCGAAGCCCCAUAAAGAAAAGGAGCUAUAUCCUAUGUCAGAUUGGAAAUACGACGCCUUCCUACAUACCUUCUCCGUCCUAGUCGACUUGUUCUUCCGAGAAGUCCACCCCCGAGGUGCGUGGCGAGUACCCCGGACCGGUCCCAUCCUUUUCGUUGCAGCGCCGCAUGCGAAUCAGUUUGUCGACGGUUUAGUCCUACAGCGAACCUUAAAAAAUGAAGCAAAUCGACGUGUUGGUCUUCUGAUCGCUGAAAAGUCUGUUCACGGCUUUAUCGGCUGGGGAUCUCGUCAAACCGGCUCUGUUCCGGUUGGCCGAGCUCAGGAUAAGGCGAAACCAGCGUCGGGUCUCAUCUACCUUCCCGACCCUAUCAACGACCCGACUCUAAUCCGGGGCGUGGGCACUAAUUUCGAGAAGGAAGCUGAAGUUGGUGGCAUGAUCUUCUUGCCCUCCGUGAAAGGACAGUCAGGUAGUUCGGUCGACAUUUCGAAAAUUAUCGGCCCCGAGGAAAUUCGCAUCAAGCGACCAUUCAAGGCAAAGGUUCCGUUACUUCAACUGACAGGUCGCGAUGACAUCGACGAAAAGGGAAGCUUCACCAACAAGGGGCUUAACGGGAUUCAAGAUGGUUACCCUGGCACCAAAUUUAAGAUCGCUCCCCACAUUGACCAGACCGAGGUCUACAAGGCUGUUUUCAACCGUUUAAGGUCGGGCGGUUGUAUUGGAAUUUUCCCUGAAGGAGGUAGCCAUGACAGAACAGAACUAUUACCCUUAAAGGCUGGUGUCGCAAUUAUGGCGUUGGGUACGCUAGCCGAAGAUCCCGAUUGUGGCCUUCAGAUUGUUCCCGUCGGAAUGAAUUACUUCCACGCCCACAAAUUUCGAUCGCGGGCAGUCGUCGAGUUCGGAGCGCCCUUCCAGAUCCCAAGAGAGAUAGUUGAAAAGUACAAAAAUAAUGAGAGGAGAGAUGCGAUCGGCCAGACGCUUGAUAUGGUUCACCAGGCCCUAAGCGCCGUUACUGUAUCAUCUCCGGAUUACGACACUCUGAUGUGUAUACAGGGGGCCAGGAGACUCUACAACACUGGGAAAAAAUUGCCGCUACCCAUGGUUGUAGAACUCAACAGGAGAUUAGCUGUUGGCUUUUCUAAAUAUAAGGACGACCCACGCAUCAUCGAUUUGAUGAACAACGUUAAAGAAUACAACAAGCAGCUUCGCUACCUGAAUAUCAGGGACCACCAGGUUGCCUACGCCAAAAUGACACUCCCAGUAGUAAUCGUCACUCUUCUAUACCGCAUCGCGAAACUCAUUGUCCUCUCCAUCGGCGUCAUACCCGGCCUUUUCCUAUUCGCCCCAGUCUUUGCCGCCUCCAAGAUUAUCAGCCAUAAGAAAGCGAAAGAAGCACUGGCAGGUUCGUCAGUCAAGAUUCAGGGUCGGGAUGUCAUGGCAACUUGGAAACUCCUCGUUGCCAUGGCAUUUGCUCCUGUCCUUUAUAACCUAUACUCCAUGAUUCUCGCGGUUAAGGUAUACCAGGACCAUCUAUGGGGCUAUGUUCCGGAUUGGGUGCCUUUCUGGUUAAUGUUCGUUGGCGGCUGGAUCGUCUUCCCGGCCAUCACAUUUGCGGCCCUGCGGUUCGGUGAGGUCGGCAUGGAUAUAGCCAAGUCACUCAGACCUCUCGUCCUGUGCAUCAGCCCAACAUCUAGCUACAGUAUUCACAAACUUCGGGAACGGAGAGCAGAACUAUCCAAGAAGGUAGUCAAGGUUAUUAACGACCUCGGCCCUGAUAUGUACGAGGACUUCGAAACAACACGGCUUGUCCCAGAUCCGUUACAGGCAGACGGCGUACUCAGCCUCAAGGAAUCGGAGAGGGCGGCGGAGCCAACCCCCCCAGACUCCCCCCACCUGUCUAGAAAGAACACGACGCGCUCUAGCCAGGCGAUCCCGCGCAACGAGUCGUUCAGCAACAUCGGAGCCAUCGGCAUGUUCGCGACGCGACCGCCGUCGCGCUCCCGCAGCAGGAGCAGUAGUUCUGGGGGCGGGUUUGGGUCAGGUGGGUUCCCGGUCUCCGGGUUCACGGCGCUGGACACGAACGAGGGGUUCAACGAGGCGAGCACCAAGAUCAGGGCGGCUAUGAAGCAGAGGGGUGAGCUGAGGCGGCGGAAGAGCGGGCUUUCGUCGGAUGGUGAGGGGAGUGAAGCUUAGGUUUGGGGGGUAAUGCUGCGUAAGCAGGGUGGGGGGAGAAAAAGGAAAGGGGAGGAUAGUGAAUGAAUAAGAUGUGAUCCGAUGAGAUGAAGGGGGAGGACACUUGUAACCUGGAAAUGUAAUCUACCUAGGAUUGAUAGAUAAGAUGGCUCGCGUUGGAUUGGAUGGGCUGUGGGGAGGGAAAGAACGAAAGGAAGGAAGGAGUUGAGUAUGAGUAGCUUUGCCUAUGGGAUGGUAUGGUUAACUGUAAUGUCAUAAUGCCAAUAUUAUAUAUGUUUGAAUUUGUUGGUUGUGUUUCUUGUGAGGAUCUUGGAAGGGGAGGGAAGUGAUGUUGGGGAUGUGUGACUUGAUGGGCAAUACUGUGGAUGCACGUUGUAGUGGAAUAGCCAAUUAGGACUCAAAGUGAGUAAUAUCUCGACUCUGGAUGGC